AUGAGGAGAAUUGCAAAAGAACCUAUUUUAGAAGAUCAAUUGAAAUCAAUGGGGGUACAAAUGUGGCACCCAGAUUUCAAGCCUGAAGAAGACUCACUAAUGGCUCCUAUUUGGGUACUUCUGCCUAAACUUCCUUUUCACUGUCACACAUGGCACUAUGUAAAACAAAUUCUAUCUCCAAUAGGAAUCCCUCUUAUUAUGGAUAAUGCUACAACCAAUAGGACUCGACCAAGUAUGGCUAAGGUCCGAGUAGAAGUUGAUUUGACUAAGCCUCGCAUAGAUAAAAUAUGGGUAGGUUUAGAGGAUGAAUCCUAUCCUCUCAAAGGUUUUUAUCAAAAAGUUGAAUAUGAAAGUGUUCCUAAGUUUUGUACUCAUUGCAAAAAACUAGGACACUCUUUAGUUCAAUGCAGAUUUGCAAAGAAGAAAAAUGAUGAUAAUAAGAAUGAAAUGAUCCAGGAAGGUGUUGAUCAAGCUGUGACUAGUGAGAAUAAUGACAGUGAGGAGAAAGAAAAAGUGGAAAAGAAAAAUGACACUAAACAGGUUGAGGAAAAAGCUGUAGAAAUACAUGCUAAUAAGACCAAAGGAGAAAAACAAAGGGAGAAGAGAAAGCAAAGAAGGAGAAGAAAUGCUCUUAAAGUUGUUAGAAACAAAGGCCAAGAAGGAAUUAAAAACAAGGAAAAGAAGCAGUUGAAAAAUGGAGAAAAGGAGAAACAAAAUCAGGUCAAUAAUGAUAAUAUUGAUCAUGAUACCAAUCAACUCCUUAAUAAAGACACUGUCUCUGCUAAUGAAGUUGAAAAUCAGGAAAGAGAUGUCAAUCAGGAAAAGAACUCUCUAGGGGAGGAUAACAACAUAUCAGAGGAACAUCAAGAAAUACCUAAAGAAAAUCAGAUUCACAAAACUGGGGUAGUGAUCACCACCAAUGACAAGGAGGAGAGCAGUAACAAAGAUUUAAGUGUGCCCCAUCAAUCCCCACUCAAGACUCAUAAUGUGUUUGAGAGUAUAGCUGAUGACACCGGGCAGUUUGAAGAAGAGGAAGAACAGGGGUAA
Molecule: messenger RNA, 1047 nt
Organism: Lycium barbarum (goji berry)
Lineage: Eukaryota; Viridiplantae; Streptophyta; Magnoliopsida; Solanales; Solanaceae
Exons: 1
Coding region: 1-1047 (348 amino acids)
Source: RefSeq, a predicted model, not a curated record